AGCUGAGAAGCAUUUAGCAAUGGCAAUGGGAGUGUCUCAAAAAAGGGUUUGUGUGAUUCUUCUUCUUUUCAGCAUUGUCUUCCAUUUGAGUGCACUCACUCUUGGAGAUGACAAGGUUCAGAAAGAGAAGUUUGGUGCUGAUGAUUGUGGAUUUAGGGGUAGGAGAGGAUGUGAAGGUGGCAGCUUCGGUGGUCGUGGUGGCCGUUUUGGUGGUGGCAGGGGUGCUAGUGGAGGUUUUGGUAGUGGUGGAGGUGCUGGAGGAGGUAUUGGGAGAGGAGCUGGAGGUGGUGUGGGAGGAGGUGGAGGGUUUGGAGGUGGUGGAGGUGGAGGUGUAGGGGGUGGUUCCAGUCAUGGUGGGGGAAUUGGAGCUGGAGGAGGUCUAGGUGGUGGCGGUGGUGUUGGAGGAGGAUCAGGCCAAGGUGGUGGAUUUGGAGCUGGUGGAGGCUUAGGAGGUGGUGUUGGUGGAGGUGUUGGAGGGGGAGGAGGAUUGGGAGGAGGUGGUGGUGGUGGUGUAGGUGGUGGAUCAGGGCAUGGUGGUGGCUCCGGUGUAGGUGGAGGCUUAGGAGGUGGAGCAGGUGGGGGUGGGGGUAUUGGUGGUGGGCAUGGGGGUGGAGUUGGUGGAGGUGGAGGAAUUGGAAUCGGAAUAGGCAUUGGCAUUGGAGUUGGAGGCGGUGCUGGUGGUGGUACUGGUAGUGGAUCGGGUAGCGGCUCUGGCAGUGGGGGUGGAGGACGAUAAACCUACUUGGCAGUUUUCCAAUUAGUCCUCCUCAUAUUUGAUGAGUUGUUUUUAAGUUGUAAUCACAGUUAAAAGAGUGUACUUGUGGAAGAGCCUUUAAGUUGUUGGGUUUGUCUUACACUAUAAUUGUUAUUCCCUAAUAAAAGGGUUUUUUUGUUAUUA
Molecule: messenger RNA, 898 nt
Organism: Camellia sinensis
Lineage: Eukaryota; Viridiplantae; Streptophyta; Magnoliopsida; Ericales; Theaceae
Source: RefSeq, a predicted model, not a curated record